Messenger RNA from Aureobasidium namibiae CBS 147.97, 1011 nucleotides. Its product is annotated as homoserine acetyltransferase. The record is from RefSeq and is a predicted model, not a curated record. Gene Ontology annotation, biological process: biosynthetic process. The coding region runs from base 1 to 1011 and encodes 336 amino acids. Gene Ontology annotation, molecular function: acyltransferase activity, transferring groups other than amino-acyl groups. The transcript has a single exon. NCBI's taxonomy places the organism in Eukaryota, Fungi, Ascomycota, Dothideomycetes, Dothideales, Saccotheciaceae.
AUGCCCGAAACCAAGCAAUUUUCGCAUACCAUCAAGCUAUCCCCUGGCUCUUCGCAUGCCGGGCAGGAGUUUGAGGGCAAGCUAGCUUACUGGAGUCUCGGCGACGUUUCCAAGCCUUGCGUUUUGAUGCCGACGUGUUUUGCCGGCAAACUUGAAACCACGACUACUUUCCUUUACGAUUCGAAGGACUGCGCAUUGUCAUUGUCUGAGUACCAUGUCUUGGUCGUUGGACAGCUUGGUGGCGGGGAGAGUUCGUCGCCAUCGAAUCAGGCUGCUCCGUUUUCUGGCAUCGAUUUUCCCAGAGUCACGUAUGAGGAUAACAUAAGGCUGCAGUAUGCGCUGUGUCAGAGUCUGGGCAUUGAGAAGUUGGAGGCGUAUAUUGGGUUUUCGAUGGGUGGACAGCAGGCUUACUAUGUGAGUGUGCUGUACCCUGACUUCGUGUCCAAUGUGGUUAUGCUGGCGACUUCGGCACGCACAUCGUGGCACAACUACAACUUCUUGGAAGGACCAAAAGCUGCUUUGGAGUCUUCUGUUGAUUUUGAAGAUGGCAGAUACCAGAAAGAGCCCGUCAGAGGUCUCCGGGCUUUUGGUCGGGUUUACUCAACCUGGGCACUCAGUCAAGCCUGGUACAGAAAUGAGUGCUGGAAGGCAGUUGGCUACGACACGCUAGAGAAGUACCUCCAGAAUGUGUGGGACAAGAGGUCUAACGAUGCCAAUGACUUGCUAUCCAUGCUGUGGACAUGGCAAAAUGGCAACAUCGCCGCUUGCUUCCCUGAAGACAAGGGAGAUUUGCCCGCAGCUUUGGGACGCAUCAAGGCAAAGUCGUUGAUCAUGCCUUCGAGAACUGAUUGCUACUUCCCACCCGAGGACAGCGAAGAGGAGGUCAAGCAUAUCAAAGACGGAAAGCUGGCUGUCAUUGAGAGUAUCUGGGGCCAUCUUGCUGGCGGAGGAGCUGGUACUGCUGAUGACAAGAAGUUUAUCAACGAACAGGUCUCUCAACUUUUGAGAUAG